GAAAGUUUGUUAAAAUAGCAAAAGCAGUUUCAAGUUUCAAUAUUGUGUGUGAGUGUUUCAAUUGUGUGCGGGAAUGUUUCUGUCGUGCAUGUGAGAGAACUACGGUAGUGUUACGAGUGUUUCAGUAGUGUGUGUGUAACAGCGUUUCAGAAGUGUAUAUCAAAGCAUUUUAGUAGUGUGUGUGUGUGUGUUUCAGUAGUGCAUGUGAGAGUGUUUCAGUAGUGCAUGUGAGUGUUUCAGUUGUGUGUGUUUCAGUAGUGCAUCUGAGUGUUUCAGUAGCAUUUGUGUUUGUGUGUGUGUGUGUGAGUGUUUUAGUAGUGUGUGUAAGAGCGUUUCAGAAGUGUAUAUCAAAGCAUUCUAGUAGUGUGUGUGUAUUUCAGUAGUGCAUGUGAGAUUGUUUCAGUAGUCUGUCUGUAUGUGUGUUUCAGUAGUGCAACAGUGUUUCAGUAGUGCAUGUGAGAGUGUUUUAGUUGUGUGUGUUUCAGUAGUGCAUCUCGGUCUUUCAGUAGUGUGUGUGAGUGUUUCAAUAGUGUGUGUGUUUGUGUGUGUUUCAGUAGUCUGUGUGUGUGUUUAAGUAGUGUGUGUGAGAGUGUUUCAGUAGUGCAGGUGUGUGUGUGUGUCUUUCAGUAGUUCGUGUGCACAUUUCAGUAGUGCGUGUGGGAGUGUUUCAGUAGUGGGUGUGAGAGUGUGUGCGCGUGUGUGUUUCAGUAGUGCGUGUGAGAGUGUUUCAGUAGUGCAUGUGUGUGUGUGUUUCAGUAGUGCGUGUGUGUGUGUUUCAGUAGUGCGUGUGAGUGUUUCAGUAGUGGGUGUGAGAGUGUGCGCGCGUGUGCUUCAGUAGUGCAUGUGAGCGUGUUUCAGUCGUGCGAAUGUGAAAGCCUUUCAGUAGUGCACAUGAGCGAAUCAUUUUUCCGUUGCGAGUGUGAGCACGUAGCAGUGCGAGUGCAUCUACUCUCUAGUGCGUUAAAAAGAGUUUCAAUAGCGUAUAAUAGCAAAUAGUUUUUGGGUGGUGUGUGCGCGUUUCAGUAGUACAUGUGAGUUUUUCAGUAAUGUGUGCGAUCGUGAGAGCACUUCAGUCACGUGUGAGCGUUUCAGUGCUGUAAAUGAGCGAGUCAAAAUAAAGAUUCAAACCUAUGUGUAUGAUGGAAAAGGUAUGUAAUGACGACAUGACGUGUGUGGAGCGGAGGCGGGGUGCGGUUGGGGGGGGCCGCCUGUGGGGGGGCUGCCCUUGCCCCCCCCCCUCCCAUCGGCGGGGAGCCAGAGAGAGAAGCAGCGAGCGAGCUUGUCAGUGUUCGCAUCGCAGGCUGGCAGGCAGAAGCCAAAAGAAGACAAGCAGCAGAAGCUCGCCCGGACUUGUUGGAUGUUUUCAUACAAUCGCACGGCAUUGGAUUCUGACGCAUCUUUGACCACAAAUUCCUGCUCGGAAUGGAAACCCGGAAUGGAGCGAGAAGUUGCUCGACCCCGGCGGCCGCGUGAGGGGCCGCCGGCAACACAUGGGAGGCGUCAUCGGAAGAGGUGGCCUCUUGUCACCACCUCAUCAUGGACAGUAGCCUCGCCUCCUCCAAGUCGUGGCCUCCCGCUGCGAGACGGCAGUCGCAGACCGUGAGCCGCAUGGACUACAAGUACACCCUGCUGGGCGCACAGGGGGACGACUAUUGCAAGAGGCCGCUGCUGCUGCAGGUGGACACGGCGCCCGCGAACCUGUUCGCCGUCCUGGAGGUGAAGGCCGAGCUCCCGAGGAGGCGGAGCGCGCCGGCCUCCUUCCGCCGGGCGCGCCUGUGCGGCGUCCUGCUCGGCGCGGCCGUCACGUUCGUCAUCAUGGCCUCGUACGUCCUGACGGGUGGCGGGAAGGACCCCCUGCUCACGCCGUCGUCUUAUCACCGCUUGCUCAGCCCCCCGGGACCCUUCGCCUUCGACUUGUCGUCGGCCAAGGACUACGCGCAACUGCAGCCGGUGCUCAAGUCCAUCGCGUCCAAGGUGGAGUUCCGCGCUGGACGACAGUUGCCGGAGCUCAAGGCCCUGAUUCGCAGCGAGCAACAUAUGUUUUCAGUCACCCCCCGCCAAUUCCUCCCGGGUUUCCGCAACCCCUGCUGGUACGAGGAGUACGCCGGCAACGUCACCUCGGACCCGUACCGCACCAACUUGUACGCGCGCUACGCCCGCAGCUUCCGCACCGUCUUCCAGCACUUGAGGAGCACGUUCCGAAAUCACUUGUUGAGCCGCGACGGUAAACUCUUGCGCAUCCGCUGCCUGCCGUAUUUCUACAUCAUCGGGCAGCCAAAGUGCGGCACCACCGAUCUUUACGACCGCUUGCGGCUGCACCCCGACGUCAAGUUCUCCACCUUCAAAGAGCCGCACUGGUGGACUCGCAAGAGGUUCGGGAUCGUGCGUCUGAGCGAGGGCUUCCACGACCGCUACCCGGUGGAGGACUACCUGGACUUGUUCGACCAGGCCGCUCACCUCAUCCAAGGCAGCCCGGCGGCCAACGGCAGCGGGACGCCCGGUCGGCCCGACGUCAUCAUCGGUGAAGCCAGCGCCUCCACCAUGUGGGACAACAACGCCUGGGUGUACUUCUACGACAACGCCACCACCGGUGGGGAGCCGCCCUUCCUCAUCCAGGACUUCGUGCACGCCCUGCAGCCCGAAGCCCGCUUCGUCGUCAUGCUCAGGGACCCGGUGGAAAGGCUCUACUCGGACUACUUGUACUUCGGCAUCGCCAACAAGUCGGCGGAGGAUUUCCACGAAAAGGUGUCCGAGUCCCUGCAGCUGUUGGACGGCUGCCUCGCCGACUACACGCUUCGCUCCUGCGCCUACAACACCACCGUCAACAACGCCAUGCCCGUGCGACUGCAGGUGGGCCUCUACGCGGUCUACUUGCUGGACUGGCUGAGCGUCUUCGGCCGGGAUCAGAUCCUGGUGCUCAGGCUGGAGGACCACGCCUCCAACAGGAAGUACACCAUGCACACCGUCUUCCGCUUCCUCGGCCUCGGUCCGCUGAGUCAGCAAAUGGAGUCGGAGCUGAACGGGAGCCCGGCCUCCAACAGCAGGAGGCCGGCCGACAAGAACCUGGGCCCCAUGCUGCCCGCCACUCAACUGGUCCUACGCCACUUCUACGCGCCCUUCAACCGCAAGCUGGCACAAGUCUUGCGCAAUGACUCCUUCCUCUGGGACGCCCGACCCUGACCUCUGAUCUCUGACCUACACAGUGAACCCCACGUCAUUGACACCUGGCCAAAAAGGUUUGUAAUUACCUAUAAACCUCGCAAGAUGGCAGCAAAGCGGUUUUUUCUAUUGGACAAGGCUACGGCCUGACUAAAUGAAGCUCCUCACCGCACGUCAACACAGUUCCUUGGCACCAAGACGCCACUAAAGAACUAUUUUUCACAUUCCAGCUCAGUUUCCGCUGACAUCAUCAUCAUCAUCUUUCUCAAGUGCCCAUUUUCUAUUUUGAUUUAAAUUAUUUUUUUAAGUUAUAAAAGCAGCAGAAAUUAAUCAAAGAUGGCGAAUAGCACAAGCGUGAAUGUGUAUGUGUGUGUGUGUGCGUGUGUAAGACAUGAUUGUUUGUCCGAAGAUGUACAGUAUAAAGACUUUUUUUUUUUUUUUAAAUGUCCUUUGUGGUCCUUUUUCAAUGCACGUUUUAUUUUUGGUGUUGUCAAAAUACUGUAUAAAUAUUAAAAACAACUUUAUUUUGUAAUAUUACAAUUUGUAUUUCUUGAAAGAAUAUCGUUAGCCUAAUAGCGUAGUUGCCUAAAUCAUGGUUGAACAUUUUCGAACAAGAAUAAACAUCAUUUUAAAGACG
Messenger RNA from Phyllopteryx taeniolatus (common seadragon), 3796 nucleotides. RefSeq names its product carbohydrate sulfotransferase 15-like. Lineage: Eukaryota; Metazoa; Chordata; Actinopteri; Syngnathiformes; Syngnathidae. Gene Ontology annotation, molecular function: N-acetylgalactosamine 4-sulfate 6-O-sulfotransferase activity. Gene Ontology annotation, biological process: hexose biosynthetic process. The coding region runs from base 1537 to 3180 and encodes 547 amino acids. The record is from RefSeq and is a predicted model, not a curated record. The transcript has 8 exons.